CCCAGCGUUCUCUCUUCAACUGGCGUAAUGGCGGCCGAAAGCAUGCAAGCAGCAACAGCAUCCCUCGUUUUUCAGUAUUUGAGUGGCGUCGACAAGGCGCUCGCCAACCAGUUCCAAAAGAAACGAAGCGCGAAGCCCCUGCCCAAAGGAGUUCCGCAGCUCGACAAGGUCGUGAGCUCAUACUUCGAAGGGCAGCCUCAACAGCGUAAGCUCCUCCAGGCGCCAUGUGCUGCUGCUCCCGGCGCUACGUCAAAGGCAAAGCACGACGUGUCUUCCUCUGAGGAUUCUUCGAGCGAGGAAGAGGCCAAGCCAGCAAAUCCAGUCAACUCCACGACACCUAAGGGAAACACUGCCAAGGUGAACGCCAAAACGCCUGCCUCGGCUCAGAAGCCCAAGCCCGCUGCACAGGCGGACAGUGAGGACUCCGACUCGGACUCUGAUUCCUCAGAAGACGCAGCACCGAAGGGCAAGAAAGCGCCGGCUGCUACACCGAAGCCGGCAGCGCUUCAAGCGAAGGCUCCUGCAAAGCGAGCCAAACCCGAGACCGACUCGUCGGAGAGCUCGGACUCUGAAGCUGCUGCUCCGCCGAGUAAGAAGCCCGCCGUGCCAACACCCGUGCUUAAGGCGGCUCCCAAGAAGCCGCAGCAGUCAAAGGACGACAGCUCGAGCAGCUCGGACGACGAAGACGAUCCCAGGAAUAAGGCUGCGCUGAACAAGCCUGCCGCUGCCACGCCGCAGGCCAAGCCGGCGCCCAAGAAACCGGCUUCGGCGCAGAAGCAACAGGAGAGCUCUUCCGACUCCUCCUCUGACGACGAUGGAGCGUCAAAGCCACCGCCCGCCAAAAAGCAGGCACCCGCGAAGUCGACGCCAAAGGCCCAGAACGCAGCAUCGUCAGCCAAGAAGGUUGUUGCCAAGCGGACCGCCCAAGAGUCUUCAAGCUCGGACAGUUCGGAAGAGUCCGAGCCACAGAAGAAGCCGGUGACACCCAAAAGUGCCGCGACUACGCCGGCCAGCAAAUCCGCUGCACCGAAGGCGACAACGGGAAAGGCUGCUGCCUCGAAAGCAACACCGGCCAAGCGCCAGAAGGACGACAGCAGCUCGUCUUCGGAAAGCGAGGACGAUCAGCCUCACAAAGUCGCCAAGCCUGCGGCCGCUGCCGCCAAGAACCAGAAGACUGUGCUGAAGGUGGCCAUCGGCCCAGCUAAGAAGGCUCCACCGGCUAAGAAAGAAGAGUCAAGCGACAGUUCAUCCUCAGAAGCACCUCCAACCAAGGCAACUCCUGCCAAACUGGUGACUGGGAAGCAGACGCCGGCCAAGUCAGCAGCUGCCAAGCCGGCGCAAGGAAAUACACAACCAGCAGCCAAGGACAGCUCUAGCUCCGAAAGUGACUCCGAUGAUAAGCCAGCAAAAAAGGUGACUGUCUCUAAAGGAAAACAAGCAGUGACAAAGCUGGCACAGGCCAAACAGGACAGUUCAGAUUCUGAAAGUGACUCUGAGGAAGAGUCAAGACCAGCACCCACUAAAGCAGCUGCAAAACCAAUGCCAGCAAAAAAACAAGCUCAGGCAAAAAAGGAGAGCUCCUCGGACUCUGACAGCGACUCUGAGGAGUCCAAGCCGGCACCUCCCAAAGCAGCAGCAAAGCCAACACCGGGCAAGAAGCCAGUCCUAGCAAAGAAAGACAGUUCUUCAGACUCUGAAAGUGACUCUGAGGAUGACGCAAAGCCAGCGCACCCCAAACCUGCCGUGACAAAGCCAAGCUCCAUAAAGAAGCAGACUCCUGCCAAGAAGCAGCCGCAAGAGGAGUCGUCUUCUGACAGCAGCAGCGAGGAAGAAGCACCCAAAAAGCCUCAGGGUAAGAGUCCCGCCACGACAGCGAAACCAUCGAAAGCGACUAAGACACCCCCUCCCCCAAAGCCUCCCGGAAAAGGGACGCCAGUUGCCGCUAAGCCACAGCAAGACUCCUCUUCAUCUGACAGCGAUGAUGACGACAACAGAUGGCCAGCAGUGAAACCGGUAGUGACGCCAAAGAACGCUCCAGCUUCAACACCCAAGGCAACACCUGUUUCACAGAAGAAGCUUCAAAAGAAACAAGAAUCUUCCUCGUCUGAAGACAGUGAUGAAGAAGCCCCUCCAAAAUCCUCGCUGGUGAGACAGCAGAAGAUUGCUCCGAAGAAGCCUGCUGCGAAGGAGUCCUCAUCUUCUGACAGUGAAGAUGAACAGCCAGCAGCCAAGAAAGGCGGGAAACCUUUACAAGCCAAGACAUCAACGCCAAAAGUGGCUGUGAACAACGCAGAAGACUCCAGCGAGGACGAAAGUGAGGAAGAGUCGAGUAAAAGCAAGAAUGCGCAGAGUACGCCGAUGCUUAACGGUGCUGGCAACCCUGGUUCCCCUGACAAAGGAAGGAAAAGCUCACCAUUUAGGAGAGUGAAGUCUGACAAGGUCCAUGUAGACCCCAAGCUACGCGACAAUUCUUUCGAAGCCAAGGCUGGUGCUCGAGGAUCAUGGGGAGAGAAGGCCUACAGCGUGUUGAAAAACGUCAAGGGCAGGGACUUCAGGCACGAGAAGACGAAGAAGAAGCGGGGAACAUACUCUGGCGGAAGCAUUGACACAGGCGUCAACUCGAUACGCUUUGAUGACUGAUCUGCUGCACACCUCAUCAGCAACUGUACAGGGCAAGUCAUUUGUCACAUGGUUUUUAAUCUACCCCGGGGUUGGCAUUCUUCGCGUCUGUGUGCAGUUCCAGACUGACUAGGCACACUUGGAAGAUUGGCACUGUGCUGGGCUAUUUGCAGACUUUUGUUUUUCCAUAUGAUAACCUGUGGAGGCACGAGCAUCACAUAUUGUCAUUAAAGGAUUGUUUCAGGCGGUCA
Messenger RNA from Dermacentor andersoni, 2870 nucleotides. RefSeq lists its product as uncharacterized. The record is from RefSeq and is a predicted model, not a curated record. Gene Ontology annotation, cellular component: nucleolus; nucleoplasm. Lineage: Eukaryota; Metazoa; Arthropoda; Arachnida; Ixodida; Ixodidae.